AUGGAAGCUCCAGUCACACCAACUCCUCUACCCUCCAACUCCACCCUGCCUACACCUUUCCCUCUGCACCGGGCAGUGGCCCCAGCAGUCCGGCUUGGAUUCACCGUCCUCUACACUGCUCUCUACGGAAGUCUCUUCUUGGUCGUCUACGUUCGUCUCUGGCUCCUCCUGCUCUGCCGACACAAGCGCUGGAGCUACCAGAGCGUGUUUCUGUUCCUCUGUCUUCACUGUUCUCCUUCUACUUCCAUAACGGCCUGGAAGCCAAUCACCUGGCCACAGUGUUUUACUGGCUCCUCUACUGCUUCUCUGUCUGUCUGCAGUUCUUCACCCCUCAGUCUCAUCAACCUCUACUUCACUCAGGUAAGACACAUUUUAUAUCUUAGAUCACAUGACAUACUUGCAGGACAAGUUUUUCUGAGUUAUGAUUUGUUAUGAAAGCAUUAGUCUGACGCUCGUGACAGAUUGUUAAAUCGAGUAGCUGGCCAGCCGCAUGCAAGAUUUGGGUUCGAAGUUCAGAGACUAUGAAAGUAUUUGUUAAAGUAUGUGUUUACUUUGUCUAUUGGCUGGUUUCUAUUCUCCUUUGUUUGUACAGGUAUUACUCAACGUGAUAGAGAAGUACAGCCCUAACACUGAGCCCAGCAAUGGACUGUGAGUUCCACUUCCCUCAAACUACUUGCAGCUGUUGGUGUCCUUUAGAGAGGUUUUGAAGAAGCUUUAUUUAAAUAAUUUGAACUGACAAGUCUCUCUCUCUCCUCAGAUGUUGGGCGCGGUGCUUAUACGCCACCCUGAGUGGUGAGUUCCUGUGUGUCAACGUGGUGUGUGCUGCUCUUGGCUGGAACGGGGGCAGUGGAGGAGCAGGAGCUAAAACAUGGAGUCUGGUUCUGAUACGAGGACUGAAACAUGGAGUCUGGUUCUGA
Coregonus sp. 'balchen' is the source of this 917-nucleotide messenger RNA. The record is from the annotation of a GenBank genome assembly. Lineage: Eukaryota; Metazoa; Chordata; Actinopteri; Salmoniformes; Salmonidae.